UUUUCUCUCUCCAAGCGGGCUUCACGCAUUUCAACCCCUCUCUCUCUCUCUCCUCUCUCUCUCUCCUCACGCCUUGUCCGUAGCUUUUCUCAAUCCAUCGGCAAUCGGGAUAUUCCUCUCCCCCUCGAUCUUCGUUACUGUAGAUCGAAUUUCGAUUUUCCAUCACUUUCCCGGGAAAAAGAGAAGGAGAAUCAGCGAUCUUUUCGUAUCUAGGUGCUCUUUCCGAGGAAGUUCGAGGAUCACGGAGGAAAGAGAAUCCAAGGGAAAAGAGGAAGAUGAGUUUUCAGGAUUUGGAGGCAGGAAGGCCGUUGGCUUCGUCGAGGAUCAAUGGAGGUCGACAGGACCCGACUCAGGCCGUCGCCUCCGGCAUUUUUCAGAUUAACACCGCAGUCUCGACCUUUCAGCGACUUGUCAACACCCUCGGCACUCCUAAGGACACGCCCGAGCUCCGGGAGAAGCUACACAAGACGAGGUUGCAUAUUGGACAACUCGUGAAGAACACCUCAGCUAAACUGAAAGAAGCCAGUGAAGCAGAUCAUCAAGCUGGUGUAAAUCCAAACAAGAAGAUUGCGGAUGCUAAGCUUGCAAAGGACUUUCAAGCUGUACUGAAAGAGUUCCAGAAGGCUCAGCGUCUCUCAGCUGAAAGGGAAACCGCAUAUACUCCUUUUGUUCCUCAAGCAGUCCUUCCGUCUAGCUACACAGCCAGCGAGGUAAAUGUGAGUUCAGAUAAGACUCCAGAGCAACGCGCUCUUCUUGUGGAAUCAAGAAGACAGGAAGUCUUACUGUUGGACAACGAGAUCGCAUUCAACGAGGCUGUAAUUGAGGAAAGAGAGCAGGGAAUACACGAAAUCCAGCAGCAAAUAGGUGAAGUUAACGAAAUCUUUAAAGACCUUGCGGUGUUAGUCCACGACCAAGGAGCCAUGAUCGAUGAUAUUGGGACACACAUCGAGAAUUCGCAAGCUGCAACAUCACAAGGAAAAACCCAUCUCGCAAAAGCCUCAAAAACACAAAGAUCAAAUUCAUCUCUGUGGGGUUUUGUUUGUUUGUUUGUGUCCAUGCAGACGUGCUUGCUCUUGGUGAUAUUUGGGAUCGUCCUCGUGAUCGUGAUCAUAGUACUGGCCGCUUGAUUUCUAAAGACGCGAGACUUUAAAAGAACAUGAGUGGAGUUGGCAACAACAAGUUCUUGGUUGAGUUCGCCAACCAAAGAGCAUACCGUCUGGUAUGUUCUCACUCCGACCGAGUGUGAUUUCACGGGCAUGGUCUUUCCUGUUUUGCCUGUUGGGUAUUCGUUUCGGCUCUCUUGUCGAGUAUGUGUGUGUGUAUAUAUAUAUUAAGAUGUGUGGUUUCUCAUGGAAAGAGACAGGGUCAAGUUUUUGGUUUGGGGUGCCAGGAGAGCGUGUUUCUGUAAUUGUUUUCUUUCUUAAGACUUGGAAUUGAUAAUGGAGAAGAAGAAAUCAGCUGCCUUUAAUCCU
Molecule: messenger RNA, 1472 nt
Organism: Tarenaya hassleriana
Lineage: Eukaryota; Viridiplantae; Streptophyta; Magnoliopsida; Brassicales; Cleomaceae
Product: syntaxin-22
Exons: 7
Coding region: 276-1127 (283 amino acids)
Biological process (GO): vesicle-mediated transport; vesicle fusion; intracellular protein transport
Cellular component (GO): membrane; SNARE complex; endomembrane system
Molecular function (GO): SNAP receptor activity; SNARE binding
Source: RefSeq, a predicted model, not a curated record